Messenger RNA from Prunus dulcis (almond), 1271 nucleotides. RefSeq lists its product as uncharacterized. The coding region runs from base 443 to 838 and encodes 131 amino acids. NCBI's taxonomy places the organism in Eukaryota, Viridiplantae, Streptophyta, Magnoliopsida, Rosales, Rosaceae. The transcript has 4 exons. The record is from RefSeq and is a predicted model, not a curated record.
UUAUGAGGAGAACUCCUCUUUAGUUUUGAGGAACCAUUCAAUAUAUCCACUUCUUCAUCACUUUCUUCCUCAUGAUCAUCAUAGCAGUUGAGAAAGAGGUAAAUUAGGGUUAGAAAGGGAGAGAUGGUGCCAUGGUGGGUGAGGUUGGUUCGGUAGUGUUGUGUUGUUGUGUGGGUAUCCUGAGAAAUCGAAAAGGAAAAAAGUUCUUUGUGGCGACUGUACAUAAGGGUAUAAUUGUCAUUGUAAAAUAGAAGAACUUCAGGGAUGUCCAAAGACCCUUUUGAGUGCAAAAUAGAAUCACUCAACAAAAAGGAAAAAGUAUAGGGUCAUGGGCCAUUGCCUAGUUUAGGCCCAAUUUACGAGUAGUUGAAGCCAGUUUCUUGCCCGCGUGUUUGUCUUGGGUUUGGUCGCAGAACAGAAGUGAGAGUGAGAGAAACAAAAAAUGGGGGGUGGUGGUGGGAGCAAGAAAAUAUUGGUGGGUUUGGUGGUGCUGAUGCUUUUUGGGGUUGCAGUGUACUUGAAGCUUUGGACCAUCGACUAUACGGUUUCUUCCGAUGAAGCUGAGCUCUUGAGGCGGCAGUUCGACCUUGCUAAUAGGGAAGCAAUGGAUGAAUCUGCUGAGUGGAGGCUGAAAUACGAUGUAGAAGCAGAAAGGGCUACCAAGUGUAUGAACGAACUCAAACAGAUAAAGGGGUCUUUUGAGGAGGAUGAUGGAAAUGCUGCUAGCCUCAACCAGAAAUUGGUGAAUCUACAAAAGGAAAAUAUGGCCUUGGUUGAACGGAUGGAAGCCAUGAAACAAGAGCUUGAGGCUGAGAAGCUGAAGUGCAGCUUGCAAUAGGUUUUCUGAUCAUCAAGGGUCAAGAGCUUCAGCAUAACCAAAUUUACCUCAUUUUUCAUUAUUGUCCAAUCCAUGUGCUCCCCACCAAGAAACUAAUUUCAUGAGCUCAAUCUCCAUUUUGCAAAUUUGCAACUUCCAAUGGUAAGCACGGGAGACCUUUUUUCGCACGAGAUGCGCGUGGCCCCUUACAACUCUUAACUUGUGCUGCUUUCUAGGAAACUGAGAGGUGUUCGAUAAAAUGACUCUGCUUUUCUACAAUGAAUAUACAAUGACUUUUUUCCACCUUUAUUUUCUUGCUUAGGAACCAAUGUAAGUUGUUCAAUCUUCAAUCUAUGUUUUUCUUUUCCUGCAAUGAUUCCUUCUUGUAAUAGAUCUCCAGGAAUUUCGGAUCCUGUAAUUCAUUUAAUUGAAAGAUGUGAAAUUUUGGAUGUCC